AUGGUCCACACAGCCUCAUUUGCAUUGGAAAAGCUGCUGUCUGCACAAAGAUGUGGGGUUGUUCUGGGUCUGUUGCUUCUGGCUCUGGCCCUGGGCACCCAGGGUCUGUUAUUUCCAAGAGCAGCACCCCAGAAUAGGGCCGUGGAUCUUAGUGCCCGGGCAAGAAGCAGCUGGUCCAGACUUUGGAGCCUGUGGGGCAGGUUCCCACUCCAUCCUAGCCCCCCAGGGGCAGGAACCAGGUGCUGGACUGAUGGAUUUUGGUCUGCGCCUCAGUCACCAGAGCCUGUUUUUGGCAGUGGAACCCAGCUUACUGUCCUAGGUCAGCCCAAGGCUUCCCCCUUGGUCACACUGUUCCCACCAUCCCCUGAGGAGCUACAGGCCAACAAGGCUACCCUGGCCUGUCUGAUGAAUGACUUCUACCCAGGCACUGUGAUGGUGGCUUGGAAGGAAGAUGAUAUCAUCAUCACUGAGGGUGUAGAGACCACCCAACCCUCCAAACAAAGCAACAACAAGUACAUGGCCAGUAGCUACCUGAUGCUGACACCUGACAAGUGGAAAUCUGGGAGCAGGUAUACUUGCCAUGUCACACAUGAAGGGAGAACUAUAGAGAAGAGUGUGUCCCAUGUAGAAUGUUCCUAA
Messenger RNA from Dipodomys ordii (Ord's kangaroo rat), 639 nucleotides. RefSeq names its product immunoglobulin lambda-like polypeptide 5 (gene Igll5). The record is from RefSeq and is a predicted model, not a curated record. The transcript has 4 exons. NCBI's taxonomy places the organism in Eukaryota, Metazoa, Chordata, Mammalia, Rodentia, Heteromyidae. Gene Ontology annotation, molecular function: MHC class II protein complex binding. Gene Ontology annotation, cellular component: MHC class II protein complex. Gene Ontology annotation, biological process: peptide antigen assembly with MHC class II protein complex; antigen processing and presentation of exogenous peptide antigen via MHC class II; positive regulation of T cell activation. The coding region runs from base 1 to 639 and encodes 212 amino acids.